CAACAAGACCUCGUCUCAGCAGCAGAAGAAAUCCAGAAGUAAAGCUCGUAGGCAAAAGAGACAAUUGGAGCAAUUGGAAGAAAUGCUCAAGGAAAAGACGUUGGUUUUAGAAGCGACAGAAAAAGCACUGUUCCAGGCCCAGAGGCAGGCAAAGGAAUGCCGUGCUUCACACCUUGCAAAAGGUGAACCGAGAAAAGAAAGUGCAGAGAAGGAAGUUCUGCAGGAACAAGUGGCCCAGCUCCAACGUGAAAACCUUUCACUCCGUCAGCGGCUGGAUGAUGCGCUCAAGACCAGCCAGGCAAGAGCGAGAACAGCCAGACAGCUGCAACAAGAACUUACCGAGGCUGUCGGAAAGCAGCAGAUUGCAGAAGCAUCCCUGAAAACUUCUGCCGACUUAUGCGACUCGCUGAAGAACAAAAUCUCCAAAUUGCAAGAGGAUUUGGACAAGGCUAAUGCCACGGUGUGUGACCUUUCUGCACAGCUAAAGGUGGAACACUCAGAGUUGCUGCUGCAAAAAAGGGCAAAUGAGGAGCUGCGGAUGGAGGAGGCUGUUCUCAAGCAGCGUGUAGAGGCUGCAGUGGCAGAUUAUAAAACAUCAGUGCAGAUUGGAAAGAAGCGUGAAGAAGAAAUGCAAGAGAAACUUGCUGAUAGUUUCAGAAAGCAGUCAAUGUCAGAAAAUUCUCGGAAGCUUUCUGAAGAUUACUGCCGUCACCUGAAGAACGACAUCUCGAAGCUGGAGGAAGACAUGGACAAGGCUAAUGUCAAGGUGCUUGAACUCUCCAUACAGCUGGAGAUGGAACGGCAAAAGUCACUGGAGCUAGAAAUGGCAAAUCGAGCGCUGCAAGACCUGGUUCACCAAUAUCGCCCACAGGCCACUGCAGUGGGCUGUAGCCCAUUCUCACAGAAUAGAAGGUGGCACGAAGGAGGAGCCCCAAAAGAAAUGGGGCAGAAGCCAGAGCCCAGCCGCUUUGUUCCGGCAGCCUCUCAAAGCAGGCUAGAGGAGAUCAACGCCGCAGAAGCAAUGUUUAGAAAGCAGCAGAGGCAGAGAAUUGCAGCUCUGACAUCAGAAAUGGAGAGAGCCCAAAGCAUGCAUCAGGAGAGCUUGCGGCAAAUAGCACACUGGCAAGCAGGGCUAGACGUGUCAGAAAAACUGUUCCUGGUGGGUGAGGACAUUAGAAGAAGCCUUGCAAAUAAGUACGAUGAUCACUGGUGAACGUGAAGUCCGGCCUGCUGGGACCUCUCCUCAGAAUGCUCAAGAAGGACCUUCCACAAAAAUUAAUCAAGUCCGGGAUGCUGCGUUCAGGGCAACACAGUCAUACAACAGUGCUUUGAGCUAAACUUUUGAAGCUGAAAUAAAUACAUCCGACAGUU
Messenger RNA from Gallus gallus (chicken), 1371 nucleotides. Its product is annotated as ankyrin repeat domain-containing protein 26-like. The transcript has 6 exons. The coding region runs from base 83 to 1213 and encodes 376 amino acids. The record is from RefSeq and is a predicted model, not a curated record. Lineage: Eukaryota; Metazoa; Chordata; Aves; Galliformes; Phasianidae.